UCGGACACAGUGAGGGAAGGAGAGAGAGAGAGACAGAGGAGAGGGCCUAUUCCAAAGUACAAACUGAAAGCUGCGGAUGCUGUAGACAAAAAAAACAGUAGUUGCUGGAAAAGCUCAGCAGCAUCAGUGAAGGAAAGCCCAGAGUGAAGGUUUCGGGUCCGGUGACCCUUCUUCAGAGCCCAGGUGCAUUCCCGGUUUGUAGGUGAGCCCGGAAUGAGCUGGAUAUUCCCACUGGACAGAGAGCAGUGAGAGAGGGAGAGAGAUAAAUUGCCUGCCUCCGGGAUGAAGCCCUCCCUGCUGGGUGACUCUGUCCUGCUACUCCUGCUGUGGCCAGUUUGCUGUCAGCUGGAAUCUCGGGCUCAAGCUGAGGAGCGGCUGCUGAAAACUCUCUUCACUGGCUACGACAAACUGUCCCGACCUGUGAUCAACUCUUCGGACACCGUGCUCGUCCAUUUCGGCUUGUCGAUUGCACAACUUGUGGAUGUGGAUGAAAAGAAUCAAAUGAUGACCACUAAGGUCUGGAUCAAACAGGAAUGGCAUGAUUUUAAACUCUGCUGGAAUCCCACAGAAUAUGGGAACAUCACCUCAAUAAGAGUCCCAUCAGAGUUUCUCUGGAGACCAGACAUUGUCCUCUACAACAACGCUGAUGGAGACUUUGCCAUCACCCACUUGACCAAGGCCCACCUGUUCUACAGUGGCAGGAUCAAGUGGACUCCCCCUGCUAUCUACAAGAGCUCCUGCAGUAUUGACGUGACCUUCUUUCCCUUUGACCAGCAGAACUGUACCAUGAAAUUUGGAUCAUGGACCUUCGACAAAGCCAAGAUAGACCUGGUGAGCAUGGCCAGACAUGUGGACCAGCAGGACUACUGGGAAAGUGGGGAAUGGGUCAUUAUCAGCGCAGUCGGGAAUUACAACAUCAAAAAGUAUGAAUGUUGUAGAGAAGUCUACUCGGAUAUUACCUACUCCUUCCUAAUAAGGCGCCUUCCUCUGUUCUACACCGUCAACCUCAUCAUUCCCUGUUUGCUUAUAUCGUGUUUAACUGGUUUGGUCUUUUACCUGCCCUCAGAUUGUGGAGAAAAGAUCACACUUUGUAUCUCCGUGUUGCUUUCCCUGACUGUCUUCCUUCUCCUUAUAACAGAGAUUAUUCCUUCCACAUCCCUUGUUAUCCCUCUGAUUGGGGAGUAUCUUCUCUUCACGAUGAUCUUUGUCACACUAUCCAUUGUUAUCACUGUAUUUGUGCUGAAUGUUCACCAUCGCUCCUCCCACACACACACCAUGCCACCUUGGGUGCGAAAGAUUUUUCUGGAUUUCGUUCCUCGCAUUCUCUUCAUGCAACGGCCCACAGCUAAGAUCACAAACUGUGAUGAACUGGUUGCGCCAAUUCAUGAAGCCUUGAACUCCUCAACUUACCCUCCCGAAACUAGGGAGGAGAAACUCCAAAUCUUCGCCCGAGGAUCAGACCAACAAACAGGUACUGACCCACCAUUGAUGACUCCACGUCAUCUUCAGGAAGACCAAGGGAAACCCAAAAUAAUAUGCCCAUCACAAUCGAGUCAGUAUAGCAUUUUGCAGGAGGACCGUGCACAACCUCACUAUCCAUGUUCUUCACCCAACAACCUCCCUCACCACCACAUCAAGGAACAGCCAAGCCCUCGCUCCAGAGGGAGAUCAUCGAGUCUUCAAUAUCCUUACAAGCAGGAUGAUCUGCCAGAGACCAAUGCCCAGUGUAGGUCCCGCAGGAUCCAGUACAGCCAUCUGCAUGAGGAUCUACCCUGCUCGAAUGGGCAGCCCAGACCAAGAGACACUCAGGGAGGCUGUGAGAAUGGAAAUGCCUCCCAGUCAGCUCCAUCUUUGAGUAAAGCCAAAUGUGGAGGCAAGUCCAAGAGAGCAGCCUCCAGCACAAAGCGAGAGUCAAAAGUAGCCAAGCCCAAACAACAGCAGAAAGCAACGUUAACUCCAGCUAUGAAGUUGGCAGUGGAAAGUGUUCAUUAUAUUGCGAACCACUUACGAACGGAGGAUGCUGAUUUCCUAGUGAAGGAAGACUGGAAGUACAUUGGCAUGGUGAUUGACCGUAUCUUCCUGUGGAUAUUUAUUUUAAUUUGCAUACUGGGAACGCUGGGUCUCUUCCUGCCUCCUUGGAUGGCAAGAAUGCUGUGAAAUUAAAGGACAUCAACAAGCACAAGGCAAGAAAAACCUGUUCGAUGAGAGUGAUGGGACUGUUACUUCAAUCUCCAUCUCCACCCCUUGGCCACUUCUCAGCUGUCAGAGACUAUUUUAAGAAAGAUAAGAGUUGUCUGGUCAAGAAAAGUAUCAUUUUACUCUUCUGUAGAUGUUAGGCAUCACAGCUAUUAUAUUGCAGCUGUUAAAACAUGUACAAGCAGAACCGAGAGAUUAAAACUGGGAGGGCUUUCUUUAGAAAGUCAGAAGUCACAGGUUAUAGGUUAUAGUCCAACAGGUUUAUUCGAAAACACAAGCUUUUGGAAUGCAGCCCCUUUUUCAGGUGAAGUCACUAUAACCCGAUGUCGUGUGAUUUCUGACCUUGUCCACCCCAGUCCGACACCGGCACCUCCACUUCUUAAGAAAGGAGGAGGCCAAAAGGAGCAAUCUUUAAGAUUAUGAAAGGACUCAAUGGGUUAGACAUAGAAAAGGUGUUAUCACUCGUGGGCAGGACCAGAAAUAAGACCCACAAUAGAAUAUUCUCACCAAUAAAUCCAACUGGAAUUCAGGAGAAACUUCUGUACUAAGAGUCAUGGGAAUGUGGAACUCAGCACCACCGAGCGUAGUUCGGGUGAUCUAGCAGAUAUAUUGAAUAAAUACAUGAGUAGAAAAUAAAGGGAUUGGAAUAUAUAUUGAUAAGGUGUGAUACUGAGGAGGCUCAUCUAUAGAAUCGGCAUGGAUCAGUUGGGCUGAAUGACCUUAGUGCUGCAAAAUCUAUGAAAACCACAACAGCAAAGAACAAACAAUCCACUUUGGAAUGAAAUACAUAGAAACAUAAAAAAAUAGGGGCAGGAGGAGGCCAUUCAGCCCAUUGACCCUGCAGUGCCAUUUGAUAUAAUCAUGGCUGAUCAUUCAGCUCAACCUCCUGUUCCUGCUUUCUCCCCAGACCAUUUGAUCCUUUUCGACCUAAGAACUGUAUCUAACUCCUUCUUGGAAAUAUUCAAUGUUUUGGCCUCAAUUGGUCUCGGGUGGGGGGAGAGAAUUCCACAGGAUCCCCACUCUCUGGGUGAAGGCAUUUCUCCUUAACUCUGUCCUACCCCAUGUCCUUGCACUGUGGCCCUGUUUCUGGCCUCUCUAUUAGGGAGGGGAAUUAAAGUUAGUGGGGGGUGGGUAGAUGGGAAUGUGGAAUUCAAAACAUGAACAGAUCUUCUGUGAAUGGGAGAGCAGGAUUGAGGAGCAGAAUGGCCUAUUCUGCUCCCAUUUUCCAUAUUCACCUGCAUGUUUAAGACUUGGUAGCUAGUUAUGUACAUCUGAGUUGCAUAAUAUUUCUUGCCCAACCUCAGGCUUGAUGCUGAAUAGCAUCUUUUGCACUGUAGGGAUUCUAUGAUUCCAAGAUUCCAGACUUACGAGUAAUUAUGUAUUAAAAUUAGCAGCAUAAUAUGAUAAAACAAAGAACUGCGGAUGCUGGAGAUCUGAGACAAAAACAAAGUACUGGAGAAACUCAACAGGGCCGGCAGCAGCUGCGGAGAGAAAUUGCAUCAAUGGCUUUUGUCCAGUGACCCUUCUUUAGAGCUGACAUAGACUUAGCGUGCAACAAUUGGUUAGCUCCUCCCAGCACCAGUCCACAAUAACCUGAAGCGUGGAGUUUAUCUUGUAAUGACUGUGAUGCCUUUCAGGCCCUAUGGGUUUCGAUAACAGAGGCGUGCUGAGGGAGGCUCGAGUGCACGGAGUUACAGUCUGACACACAGAGUGAACAGUUGGCAUCAUCGCAGCAGUUUACAAUCACAACCUUGCUGUUUUUCAGCUUCAUAGCAAAGUCCCCAUCAGAUGUUGUCACUGCUAGUUAUGGUUGUGAAUAAAAGUCAUUGCUUUUUACCCUA
Messenger RNA from Stegostoma tigrinum, 4037 nucleotides. RefSeq names its product neuronal acetylcholine receptor subunit alpha-4-like. NCBI's taxonomy places the organism in Eukaryota, Metazoa, Chordata, Chondrichthyes, Orectolobiformes, Stegostomatidae. Gene Ontology annotation, biological process: signal transduction; regulation of membrane potential; nervous system process. Gene Ontology annotation, cellular component: neuron projection; synapse; postsynaptic membrane. Gene Ontology annotation, molecular function: acetylcholine-gated monoatomic cation-selective channel activity; transmembrane signaling receptor activity. The transcript has 6 exons. The record is from RefSeq and is a predicted model, not a curated record. The coding region runs from base 283 to 2157 and encodes 624 amino acids.